Aspergillus tubingensis is the source of this 1506-nucleotide messenger RNA. RefSeq names its product Gfo/Idh/MocA family protein. The record is from RefSeq and is a predicted model, not a curated record. The transcript has 4 exons. The coding region runs from base 1 to 1506 and encodes 501 amino acids. NCBI's taxonomy places the organism in Eukaryota, Fungi, Ascomycota, Eurotiomycetes, Eurotiales, Aspergillaceae. Gene Ontology annotation, molecular function: nucleotide binding.
AUGUUGUUUUUCGAUUUCUUGAAGCGAUUCUACUAUGCGGCAGUUAGCUCGCCGACCCCGAGGAAGAGGGAUGACGCCAUCAGAAUAGGACUGCUUGGAGCAUCCUCCAUAGCUCCCCUGGCGAUAAUUUUACCCGCCUUGUCGCACCCGGAAGUCAUCGUGGCAGCGGUCGCUGCUCGAGAUCCCGAGCGCGCCCGUCAGUACGCCGAGAAGUACAGCAUUCCGAUCGUCCAUAAUACUUAUCAAGAACUUCUGAGCGAUCCAGCCAUCGACGCAGUCUAUAUUGCUCUGCCGAAUUCCCUACACUUUGAGUGGGCCCUGCGUUCCAUACAAGCAAGAAAGCAUGUUCUUCUUGAGAAGCCGUCCUGUUCGAAUGCCGACGAGGCAAGGUCACUCUUCAGACAUCCUUUAGUGACUGCGCCGAAUGCCCCGGUUCUUCUUGAAGCUUUCCACUAUCAAUUUCACCCAGCCUGGCAGGCUUUUCUCUACCAGAUUAAUCACCUUCCCUGGGGCGCGACUGUAGAGCAUGUCUAUUCCCAGCAGUAUCUUCCCAAAGGGUAUUUGGAAAUGGACGACAUCCGCUUCCACUAUGGCUUGUCAGGUGGCUGUCUCAUGGACCUAGCAACGUAUCCCCUUUCCUGCGUGCGGCAGGUGCUGGGUAGAGGGGAGCAUCUCAAUCCCAUUGAAGCACUGCAUCGCCCCUUGCCUGUUGCAUCAGAUGGAUAUCAGCCGGAGCCACAGAUUGACGCGGCAAUAAAAGCUACCUACGCUACAGACAGUGACAAGACCGCAGAAAUCAGGGGUGAUCUGUUAUUUGGAGGAGGGUUCUCGUUCCUCCCGGCGGCAUGGUCUCAUUCCCUGCCGUCGUUCAGGUGGCCCAAGACUGAAGCAAGAACAGGAGAGAUGCUGCUUAAUGGAUUAAACGAUGAAGUGCGCCACUUUGUCAGAAGGAAAAUCACGUUGUGGAAUCACCUCAUUCCGACGGUCUACCACCGGAUCGAUAUCUGCGAUACACAUACUCUCCGCCGAGGGGAAGAGGUUGUGAAGACGUGGGAUGUGAUGGAGUAUGCCAAAGCAUACAACUGGCCAGCGGGCGAUGUGCGAGCGCAGACCUAUCAGGAAUGGUGGACUACCUGGCGCUGCCAACUAGAAGAGUUUGUCAAUCGGAUCAAGGGUCGUGCGGGCUCCGGGGUGUGGAUCGACGGUGAGGAGAGCAUUGCGCAGAUGGAGGCGAUCGACGAUACGUACGCUCAGGCGGGAUUGCUGACACGGCCGACCAGUGCUUUUGAGGUUGCAAUUGAUAGAGAUCCGGGGACCAAUAGUCUGAGGCCUGCGUAUUACUACAAAUUGUCGAUAGAAACGUAUCAAUUGCCAUUCGCGGUUAGUGGCAUGGAUCCUGCCCGCGCCGUCCGUGUGGUCCCGUCCGCACCAAUAGGAGGGGGACAACCUACAGCCGAUCACGCCACGUCUGGAUUCCGUCCGCGUGAGGCCAAUAGUCCAUUGUAA